GAGUCAGACUCAGUGAGCGAGAGUGGCAUUUCCGUAAAUACGACCCCACCCCCCAACCCAGAAAACAACAACCGAACUCGAACUCCUCUUACUUUCGUUUGUAUCCGUUGAAACCCCACUUCCACUCUUCUCCACGCUCUGUUACUGUUCCUUUCUCUCUUUUCCUUUCUUUUCAAUGCUUCAAACCUUCUCCUUUUUCAAACAUGUCAUUGUAGAAUCUUUCUCACCCACCAAACGCUACCUCUCAACAACCUUUCUUCUCCCCCAACAACAAUGACAGACUCCACCACCGCCACAACCUCAUCUCUCAGCUUCAAGCUCCUCCUCUUAGUAGCCAUUUUACUUGUCACCGUAGUGGUCAUCCUUCUUCUCAUCUUCUUCCUCUGCUUCCGCGGUACCCGAAGCUGCAAGAAGCGCAAGUUAGUGGCCAAACACAGCUCCGGCACCAUCCCUCUGGUGUCCAAGGAGAUCAUGGUGGUUAAGGCCUCCGAUCUCACCCCUUCCUCUGAACCAUCGCAGAGUGAGAUUGAUGAUGUGGACGUUGAUCCGAAGAAGGAGGCGGACAUCAUGGUUGAAAUCGAAGGGACUAGGAAGAGCGACGUGUCUGGUGGGGGCCACCGCAGCGAGGUGUCGGUGGAAGAUCCCAACAUAGGGUGGGGUCGUUGGUAUACCCUUAGGGAAGUGGAACUCGCAACGCGUGGAUUUGCAGAAGGGAAUGUCAUUGGAGAAGGUGGGUAUGGGGUUGUAUACAGAGGUCUUCUGCAAGAUGGCUCCGUCGUCGCUGUGAAGAAUCUUCACAACAACAAGGGUCAAGCUGAGAAGGAGUUUAAAGUGGAGGUUGAAGCCAUUGGGAAAGUAAGGCAUAAGAAUUUGGUUGGUUUGGUAGGAUAUUGUGCAGAAGGUGCUCGAAGGAUGCUUGUUUAUGAGUAUGUUAAUAAUGGAAAUUUGGAGCAGUGGCUGCACGGUGAUGUAGGACCAACGAGCCCCUUGACAUGGGAUAUUCGAAUGAGAAUUGCUAUUGGGACAGCAAAAGGGAUAGCCUAUUUGCAUGAAGGAUUAGAACCCAAAGUUGUGCACCGAGAUAUAAAAUCCAGUAACAUUCUUUUGGAUAAAAACUGGAAUGCCAAAGUAUCAGAUUUUGGACUUGCUAAGCUCUUGGGGUCUGAGAAAACCCAUGUGACCACACGUGUAAUGGGAACAUUUGGAUAUGUUGCACCUGAGUAUGCAAGCACGGGUAUGCUUAAUGAGCGUAGUGAUGUGUAUAGCUUUGGAGUUCUACUAAUGGAGAUAAUAACAGGAAGAAGCCCCAUUGAUUAUUCAAGACCACCUGGAGAGAUGAAUUUGGUUGAUUGGUUUAAGGCAAUGGUAGCAAAUCGUCGCAGUGAUGAACUAGUUGAUCCUUUAAUUGAGAUUCCACCCUCUCCGAGAUCUCUGAAGCGAGUUUUACUCAUUUGUCUGCGCUGUAUAGACUUGGAUGUCAUCAAGCGACCAAAGAUGGGUCAAGUUGUUCAUAUGCUUGAGACUGAUGAUUUCCCCUUUCGAUCUGAGCUACGUACAAUUAGAGACAAAGAUCCUUUGCCUUCUCAAGCAGAUGUUUCUAUUAAAGUACCAUAUCCAUCAAAGCAUGCGGAAAUCGUAGAAAAAUCAAGAUGGAGAUAAUUGUUUGUAAUACUGGUCAUGCAACUUUUGUGAUUGAAUUAUUUGUUGUUGCAUUUUUCAUGAUGUUAUGAACAAGUUAUGGGUCAUUGUGCAUAUCUUAUACGGUGUAGUUAUUAUUUCUUCAGGUUUAUAACACCAUUGUUGUCUUGCAUUAUGUUGGGUA
This is a messenger RNA of Abrus precatorius (Indian licorice), 1822 nucleotides long. Its product is annotated as probable receptor-like serine/threonine-protein kinase At4g34500. Gene Ontology annotation, molecular function: protein kinase activity; ATP binding. The transcript is spliced from 7 exons. Bases 274 to 1659 code for a protein of 461 amino acids. The record is from RefSeq and is a predicted model, not a curated record. Gene Ontology annotation, biological process: protein phosphorylation. Lineage: Eukaryota; Viridiplantae; Streptophyta; Magnoliopsida; Fabales; Fabaceae.